CACCGCGCGGGGGGGUCCCCGCGCCCCGCCGCCGCUCCUCGCUGUGCUCCCCCUGCCCCGCGCUUUGCGGGAUUUUUUUUUUUUUUUCCUUCCCCCCCGCGUUGAGGAGGCGAGCAGGAGCCCCCCAGCUUUCUCCCGCAGGAAGAAGGGGUGCGGGGAGAAACUUAUUUUCAACAAGUUUUUUUUUCUUUCCUCCCCUUUUUUUUUUUCUUACCCCCCCUCCUCAUCCACCCCCCUCUUACCCCCUUCCCCCCUUCCCCCGUGUGUUAAUUAUUUUAGCCCCUCUCCCCUUUCGAUGUGCGGCUUUGGACAUGCGGAGGCUACUGCAACCGUGUUGGUGGAUCUUUUUCUUGAAAAUCACCAGCUCCGUGCUCCAUGAUGUGGUGUGCUUCCCCGCUCUGACUGAAGGUUAUGUUGACUCUCUGCAUGAAAACAGACAUGGUAGUUCUGUGCAGAUACGGAGGCGAAAGGCUUCAGGGGAUCCUUACUGGGCGUACUCGGGUACCUAUGGUCCCGAGCACUGGGUUGCUUCCAGCGAGAAGUGUGGAGGGUCUCACCAGUCUCCUAUAGACAUCGUAGACCAUCUGGCCCACGUUGGAGAUGAGUAUCAAGAGCUGCAGCUUGAUGGUUUUGACAAUGAAUCUUCGAACAAGACUUGGAUGAAAAACACAGGGAAAACGGUUGCUAUCCUGCUGAAGGACGAUUAUUUUGUCAGUGGUGCCGGGUUACCAGGAAGAUUCAAGGCAGAGAAAGUGGAGUUUCACUGGGGUCAAAGCAAUGGAUCAGCUGGCUCUGAGCACAGCAUCAACGGCAAGAGGUUCCCUGUUGAGAUGCAGAUUUACUUCUACAAUCCCGAUGACUUUGACAGUUUCGGAACAGCAGUUCUAGAAAACAGGGUAGUAGGAGCCAUGGCCGUGUUUUUUCAAGUCAGUCAGAGGGACAAUUCAGCACUGGAUCCCAUUAUCCAUGGGUUGAAGGGCGUCGUACAUCACGAGAAGGAGACCUUUCUGGAUCCCUUUGUGCUGAGGGAACUUCUGCCAACUUCGCUGGGGAGCUACUACCGCUACACAGGUUCCCUGACUACUCCUCCGUGUAGCGAGAUCGUGGAGUGGAUCGUUUUUCGGAAACCUGUUCCCAUUUCUUACCAUCAGCUGGAGGCGUUCUACUCCAUCUUCACCACUGAACAGCAAGACCACGUCAAGUCCGUGGAGUACCUGAGGAAUAACUUCCGACCACAGCAAAGCCUGAACAACAGGAAGGUGUCCAAGUCUGCCGUGAAGGAUGCUUGGAACCAAGAUUUGACAGACAUCUUGGAAAAUCCACUCGGCACUGAAGCUUCCAAAGCUUGCAGCACUCCCCCAGUCAACAUGAAAGUGCAGCCUGUGAACAGGACGGCAUUACUGGUAACCUGGAACCAACCAGAAACCAUCUACCACCCUCCAAUCAUGAACUAUAUGAUCUCAUAUAGCUGGGCUAAAAAUGAAGAUGAAAAGGAGAAGACUUUCACCAAGGACAGUGACAAGGACCUGAAGGCCAUCAUUAGCCAUGUCUCACCUGACAUCCUUUAUCUGUUCAGAGUUCAAGCAGUUUGCCGAAAUGAAAUGCGUAGUGACUUUAGCCAGACUAUGCUCUUCCAAGCUAACACCACUCGAAUUUUCGAGGGGACCAGAAUUGUGAAGACAGGAGUGCCCACGGCAUCUCCUGCCUCCUCAGCCGACAUGGCUCCCAUCAGCUCCGGCUCCUCCACCUGGACCUCCUCGGGGCUCCCUUUCUCCUUCGUGUCCAUGGCCACAGGGAUGGGGCCUUCCUCCAGCGGCAGCCAGGCCACCGUGGCCUCAGUGGUGACCAGCACCUUGCUGGCAGGGCUGGGCUUCAGCGGUGGAGGCAUCUCCUCCUUCCCCAGCAGCGUCUGGCCCACCCGGCUGCCCACGGCGGCCGCCCCCAGCAAACAGGCGGGACGGCCCGUGGUGGCCACCACCGAGGCCGCCGCCGCCUCCCCAGGGCCGGAGCGGGACUCGGCACUGACCAAGGAUGGCGAGGGAGCUGAGGAGGGGGAGAAGGAUGAAAAGAGUGAAAGUGAGGACGGGGAGCGGGAGCACGAGGAAGAGGAAGAGAAGGAUGCUGAGAAGAAGGAGAGAAACAGGGCGACGGCAGCCGGGGAGGCGCGCAAUAGCACGGAGCCCGGCGUGGCCGUGGCUUCCCCCAACCGGACUGCUGAGGAAGAAGGAAAUAAAACCAUAUCGGGUGAAGAGCCAAACCAAAACGUUGCCCCCGCGGCUGGAGGUCCCGAGGAGGAGAACUUGGAUGAAGCCAGCACUCAGCCCCAGCCGCUCCCUUCCACCCAAGUGCCACCAGCGUUCACCGAUGAACUGUACCCGGGCAAGAUCCCAAGAAGACCAGAGACUACAAGAAAACCUCCUCCAAAGGAGGACAGGUUUCCAGAGGAAUACCCCUCAGAUAACAAAUUCAUCACCAUUAAUCCAGCUGGCAAGAACAGCUCCAGCAUGGCCACGAGACCUUCUCCUGGUAAGAUGGAAUGGAUCAUCCCACUCAUUGUGGUCUCAGCACUGACCUUUGUGUGCCUCAUUCUCCUCAUCGCUGUGCUUGUCUACUGGAGAAAGUGUUUUCAGACUGCUCAUUUCUAUGUGGAGGACAGCAGUUCCCCCCGUGUGGUCCCCAAUGAAAGUAUUCCCAUUAUACCAAUUCCAGAUGAUAUGGAAGCAAUUCCAGUCAAGCAGUUUGUUAAACACAUCAGUGAGCUGUAUUCUAAUAACCAGCAUGGGUUCUCAGAAGACUUUGAGGAAGUGCAGCGCUGUACGGCCGACAUGAACAUCACUGCAGAGCAUUCCAACCACCCCGACAACAAGCACAAGAACAGAUACAUCAACAUCCUGGCCUAUGAUCACAGCAGGGUGAAGUUAAGGCCUUUACCGGGGAAAGAUUCUAAGCACAGUGACUACAUUAAUGCUAAUUACGUCGAUGGUUACAACAAAGCAAAAGCCUACAUUGCUACCCAGGGACCUUUAAAGUCUACCUUUGAAGAUUUCUGGAGGAUGAUUUGGGAACAAAAUACUGGAAUCAUUGUCAUGAUCACAAACCUUGUUGAAAAAGGAAGAAGGAAAUGCGAUCAGUACUGGCCGACAGAGAACAGCGAGGAGUACGGAAACAUCAUCGUCACGCUGAAGAGCACAAACGUCCACGCCUGCUACACCCUGCGCCGCUUCACCGUCAGGAACACGAAGAUGAAAAAGGGUCAGAAAGGGAACCCCAAGGGGCGGCAGAAUGAGAGAACGGUUAUUCAGUAUCACUACACGCAGUGGCCCGACAUGGGUGUGCCCGAGUACGCGCUGCCCGUGCUCACCUUCGUCAGGAGAUCCUCCGCAGCCAGGACCCCGGACAUGGGACCAGUGGUGGUGCACUGCAGUGCUGGUGUUGGCAGGACUGGUACCUACAUUGUGAUAGACAGUAUGCUGCAACAAAUAAAAGACAAAAGCACAGUUAAUGUCCUGGGUUUCCUGAAACAUAUCAGGACACAGCGCAACUACCUCGUCCAGACAGAGGAGCAGUACAUUUUUAUUCAUGAUGCCUUGUUGGAAGCCAUCCUUGGGAAGGAGACUGAAGUGUCUGCAAACCAGCUGCAUAGUUAUGUUAACAGCAUCCUCAUACCUGGCAUAGGAGGGAAGACACGACUAGAAAAACAGUUCAAGCUGGUUACACAGUGUAAUGCAAAAUACGUGGAAUGCUUCAGUGCUCAGAAAGACUGCAACAAAGAGAAGAACAGGAACUCAUCAGUCGUGCCGUCUGAGCGUGCUAGAGUGGGCUUGGCACCGCUGCCUGGAAUGAAGGGAACAGAUUACAUUAAUGCCUCUUAUAUCAUGGGCUACUACAGGAGUAACGAGUUCAUCAUAACACAACAUCCACUGCCACAUACAACUAAAGAUUUCUGGCGAAUGAUCUGGGAUCACAAUGCGCAGAUCAUUGUCAUGCUGCCGGACAACCAGAGCCUGGCAGAAGAUGAGUUUGUGUACUGGCCAAGUCGCGAGGAAUCCAUGAACUGUGAGGCCUUUACUGUGACCCUUAUCAGCAAAGACAGACUGUGCCUCUCUAACGAAGAGCAAAUUAUCAUCCAUGACUUUAUCCUUGAAGCUACCCAGGAUGACUACGUUCUGGAAGUCCGCCACUUUCAGUGUCCCAAAUGGCCAAACCCAGACGCUCCCAUAAGCAGUACCUUUGAACUUAUCAAUGUAAUCAAGGAAGAGGCCUUAACAAGGGAUGGCCCCACCAUAGUUCAUGAUGAGUAUGGAGCUGUGUCAGCGGGAACGCUAUGUGCCCUUACCACUCUGUCCCAGCAGCUGGAGAAUGAAAAUGCUGUCGAUGUUUUCCAGGUGGCAAAGAUGAUCAAUCUUAUGCGGCCUGGAGUAUUUACAGACAUUGAACAGUACCAGUUUCUUUAUAAGGCAAUGCUAAGCUUGGUCAGCACUAAGGAAAAUGGAAAUGGUCCCAUGACACUGGACAAAAAUGGUGCUGUGAUGGCCAGUGACGAAUCUGAUCCCGCAGAAAGCAUGGAGUCUCUUGUCUAAUUGGAAACCUGAAAAGGCACUUAAUUUGUAGAACUUCUGAAGACUGAGUGAACUUUUUUGAGGCCUUUUUUGCCAGACUCUAGGUUAUACAAUAACCCAAUUACUUUUUUACACUGAUAAAAGUUUUGAUAUUUAUUUUUUGCCAUUUUAUGUCUUAAUGGUAUCCUACUGAGCAUUUGCACCUCUGUUUAUUUCACACCGUGAAACGCAAUUUUAUCUAGUUUGCACUAUAUGAUCAGUGUUACUGCCUAUAAUACUCUAAUACAAGACAAGCCCUGAUGUGACAUUCCAUGACAACAAACAUACGCUUUUUGUCUGUUUUGUUUAAAUGCAGUGAAGUUUUGCUAACUGCAGCAACCCUCGAAUCCUAAAUCUUGAAUGCUAGGCCAGAUGGAUUCUUUCUACAACAGAUACUGUACCCCUUCAUACCAUAUUUAUUAUUUAAUGGUCAUGUCACAGUUUUGGUUACGGUGUUCUGCAUUCCGUGGAGUGGAUGAGCAGUGUUCAUCCUUUCUUGACAAAACGUGGCAGGUGAUUAUUAGCUACAGUGAAGGUAUAACAGCCUUGUGGAGCUGAAACAAUUAUUUCUGUAUUGUUUCAAAUUGCUGUUUUGUACACUUACAGGCCUGAGACUUGCUUCACACGGAAUAUGUAAGUUACAUACAAUAUAAUUAUAAAUUAGAUGCAGUUCAUAUUUGGGACACAGUGAUAGGUUUUCAAUUUACAUUUUCGAAGUUUCCCCAUGUAAUCAGAAAAAUGUUGAUUUUGGUUUAUAACCAACCCUGUGAUGGGAAAGUAUUUUGGUUUUAUUCUCAUCAGGUCCAAUACAGUGAGAAAUCUUCUACAACCCAAAAUCAGACCUGUUUUCAGAUAUAUAUCAAGGUAGCAAUAUUUUACAUUACUAAGCUAUUCAAUAUUUUAAACACAUCUAAUUUCCUUACUAUUUCUUGAAUAUGACCUCACACCUAAUGGUAUGUUACGUGAUGACAGGCGUUUCUUAAUUUCAUAACUGUUAGAUGCCAUUUUUACAGGUGUGUAAUUUUCAUACUUUAGUGCUAAAACAUAAAGUACUGAUCCAUAUUUACUGGUGAAGCAAACUAAUAAAAAAACUACCUAUAAAGUUACAUUCUCCCUCUUUUUUUUUGCCAGACUAAUUCUUUAGCACAAACCUAGCUUAUUGUGUUUUCCCUCCCACACCAGUGAAAUGGUUUUCCCCAGAUUAUAUAAAUAAUUGAAUUAUUGUUUGGAGCAUUUAAGUAUACAGCCUCACUGGCUCCCUCUUCCUUUAUAUUUUGGUCAUAAUUCAACAAGGUCCAUCCCUGUUUUAUAAAAGAAGUAAGCACAUGCUUAAUUCUCCUUAAAAUUAAAGUUAAUCAUGUCCUUCAUAGCUCAGCUGACUAGGGAGGAGGGGUUAUUGAAUCUGCCUGGAAAAGGAAAUAAUGUGAUUUCAGCCAUCCUGAUGUUUGGUGGGCAGUUAAAGGCACUAUCCCUUAUAUAUGGCAUUAUUUUCUUUACUUCUGAAUUUCAACUGCACAAAACAUGCAUUGUAAUUUUUCAGGACUUGUCAAAAUGUUACAACCUAUUUUUUUCAUUUAAUACAGCCUAUCUUUUUUCACUUAAAUGUAAACCCAUUAAUUUCUGCCAGUCCAGUCUUGCUGAAAUACAGACAUUUGGCAGGGUUCUGUGUAUUUUCCCUCACAAGGAAGCUGAAAGCAAACUGCUUAAAAGGAUAUUGAGAGUAGGUAUUUUGGUUCAGGACCUCUCACGAUGCAAACUGAUAUGACCUCGCUGACAGCAGAUGAGCUAUGCAAACUGGUAUGUGCUAAAAUCUGGCCUUUUAUCUUCAAUGAGAGAAAGAUUUCCUGAUUAAUUCAACACCAAAGUAUUCAAGAAUUCGUCAUCAACCUUUUACACAGUCACCUUUCACUUCUCCGUUUGUUGAAUACCUCUCCAUACAAAUGAUCCCAAUAACUGUUUAAGCUGAACAGGAUAAUAAGCCCGUGGUUUCAGUAGGGAAAUCUCAUGUCCAGCAACAGCUAGUCCAAAUAGAAAAUGUACAGAAUGUUUCAAAAGAUUGUAGGUUGCAUCCCCUUUGCUCUGGGAUGAUAGCCUGGCACGGGGGAGGGAGUCAUUUAAUGUCUGGUAGGAGUUAGGACUGUCUCUCCAGUCGCUACACCCCAGUAACAGAAUUGUUUAAGUAAGUUUUCAAGUGCUGCUACCUGCAAGGGUUGGAAGAUUUUGCUGAGUGGUCUGUUGGCCAGUGGGCAUCAGCAUUAGAGGCUGGGAAGUCCCCCUGCACCCCCAGUAUUCAACCUGGCCCCAGGCAAUUCCAGGUGGUAGCACAAAGGGACUAACCAGUUGACUCAGUUCAAUCUGAAGUAUUUAAGUUCCUGGGGAGGUGUAGGGAGAAGUUAAGAAUUCAAACCCUGACAAGAGCUAAGUGACACGAAGAUUACUGCAGGCAUCAAGAGGGUUGGAUUUGUUCAGUACUUUCAGCUGAUUACUUUUCAUUUCACUGGCAUGAUGGAAGAUAACUGUGGUUCGUGACACACUGUCUGAAUACCCUUGGUUUAAUCCCUUACCUUCUCACAAGUUUUAAACAUCAAUGAAUGAAGGCUGCGGGGGUUGAACUUUGGUAGAUGCUUUGGAAAUCCAUGCAUUUGCAUUGGCAUUUUUUGACAUCUGAAAUACUUUUACCUGGGAUUUAAUCCAUGGGGAAAUAAUGUACACUGGUGUUCUAUGAGUUCUCCAUAGAUUUUUUUUUUUGUAAGGAGGCUUGAGCUGUGUGUUAAGUGCUGUGCUCACAGUCAGGUAGCCAAUAGAUGGUAGUGAUGCAUGAGGCUUGAAGUGGGUGAAGCUAGAAAUUGCCUGUGAAGGUCAGGAUUAAGUGCACCAAGAGCCAAGCCUACCCUACUGUAAGCAGCUGCAGCUCUGCUCUCUUACAUGGAUUUGCACCUCUCCCUGGACUGAGUGGCAGCAGGAGCGAGUGUCUGCUCAGAGAUGGGCACUCACAAGCUCUGCUGAUGCUCCCACAAGUGUCUGGCCAAAGUCCUGCUCUGUGCAUCCCAACCUUGCUUUUGGGACAUCAACCCCCCCACACUGUACCCUCACCUUGGCAUUCGGUCGGGAUAUCUUUCAAGCCAUGUCCGUCAAUCAGAGGUUCCCAGGCAAUGUGCAGGUUUGCAAAUUAAGGGAGCCUGAGUAUAUCCCUAUGGUCCUCAGCACCAGCCCUGAGAACUGUGGAGGGACUGAAGCACACGAGUGCAUGUGUGUCUGCAUUUAGAAAAUACCAUUUCUCCGUGUCUUGCACAUGUGCUGCGCCCGCAGACCGUGAGAGACACAGACGGUGCUGAGUCCGUGAGAGCAGCCAAGCUUUCCAAGAGGGAAUGCUUGGAAAGCUGCUGUACCACCUUAGCCUCUAAAAUGGGUGACAGUCUCAGCUGAAUGCCCCAUCCUACAAACACUCCUGUAUGUGAGCUUGGUGUCAGUAGGAAGGUCUGGGAGAGCCAGUGGGACUGCUCAGCUGUGCAGGCUAAGCACUGAUCCUUCUGCGGGACCAAGGUCUAAAGAACAUUCAUUUUAAACAGCAUUUGUCCCUAGUAUUUCAGUGUCUGUUUCCAAACACUAAUUUAACAACAGGAAAAAAAAAUCCAAACCCCUUGAACUAUUUCUUGUGAGUGACUGUUUCUGUACUGUGGGUCUGUUCUAGGUCAGCAGAGUCAUUUCAGUUGUUUUUCUGGUUUCUGACUGCUCAAAUUGUUUGAACCCAGAGUGAUACACUGGGACAUUAGGAGAAGAAUCUUUAUGACACAGCACAACUGCCUUCUCAUUAAUCUUUCCUUUAAGAUGAUAUAUUUUAUUUAAAAGCUAAAAAAUAUAGAUAUCAAUUCUACCAAAGAUACAUACUACUAAUUCUCAGCAGAACAAAACCAACUUAAUUUUAAGAAAAAAAUUAAAUGUAGUUGUCUUAAGGAUUUAGCAGUCUUUCUCAAAUUCAUGUCUUCUGACAUCAGAUCUUGUGUUCUGAAGUUUAUAUUCAAAUGGUGCCAGUGAAUUUUUAUAUGAAGGGAAAAUGCCUAUUUGUUAAUCCACUGCAUUGCUUUUCUUCUUUUUCUUUUUCUCUUUUAGUUUUUUUUCAGACGUAAUUCACUGUUACCCCUUUGCUCUUCUUCUCUUUGUUGCCAUUCUAACAAUGUGAACUACAUUGGCUUUACUUAUUAAAGGAGAAGGAAUGCAAAAAUAAAGAAAAAGAGGAACUGUAAUGAAGAGAUUUGGCCUCUACUUUGUCUUAGCUGUUAAACUGUUUUUAGUGUUUUUGUUAACUAUUUGCAAAGGGAAGCAUUUUCUACAGAGGAUAAUUAAUUUCAAGAAAAAUGUCUUGAGUUUUAAGAAUAAACGUCUCCAAAAGAGGAGAUAGUCAAUUUUAUACAAUGUCACAACUCUCCAACAUUUGGGGUAGUGACUUUUUUUGUUUUGUUAGAACACUUGAGACUAGCAAGCAGCCAUUGUUUCUAGAGACCGAAGCAUUCAUGUGUACUCCUAUUUUCUUUUCCUUCAUUUUUAAAAUAGCAAAGUCGUUAAAACUGUAAAUAUUUUGUUGCUUGGAUAAGCAUCUUCUGGGAACUUUGUAUCUAUGGUAUAUAAUCAUAGAAUUUUAUAUUUUCAUAUAAAGCUAAUUUUUUUCUAGUUUCACCUCCUUCCUAGUUCUGUGGUGGCUAUGUGAAUACAAACCUUCUGUGUAUCGAGGUAGUGAGACACAAUCAUCACACUCCAAAAAAGAUUUCCACACAUGUCAUUUCUUUGGGGCAGUGAUUGUGAAAGUUGGAUAUUUUUUUGGAUUCCAUUGUCAGUGCGUGCAAUAGGAAUUAGACUUAGCCAGUCACUGGAUACGUUUGUCUCAUUGAUCCAUUCAGAAAAAAAAAAUAAAAAUGUGGUGUUUGGUUUGGGGAGAGGGUGGGAGGGAGCAUUUUGAGGGAGAUUUUUUGUUCGUUUUUGUUUUUUGUUUGGGGGUUUUUUGUAACUUGAAGAAUCUUCUUUUUGUUAUGUUAAACUAUAUCAAAUCAUUCUAUUAUAGUGUUAUUUAAUAUGUAAAUUGUAUUGCUAUACAUAAAAUAAAGUAUGGUUUUUGAUGUAUUUA
Myiozetetes cayanensis is the source of this 9717-nucleotide messenger RNA. It is a transcript of the gene PTPRG, whose product is annotated as protein tyrosine phosphatase receptor type G. Bases 312 to 4580 code for a protein of 1422 amino acids. Gene Ontology annotation, biological process: protein dephosphorylation. The record is from RefSeq and is a predicted model, not a curated record. The transcript is spliced from 29 exons. Gene Ontology annotation, molecular function: protein binding; protein tyrosine phosphatase activity. Lineage: Eukaryota; Metazoa; Chordata; Aves; Passeriformes; Tyrannidae.